Molecule: messenger RNA, 1179 nt
Organism: Gasterosteus aculeatus aculeatus (three-spined stickleback)
Lineage: Eukaryota; Metazoa; Chordata; Actinopteri; Perciformes; Gasterosteidae
Gene: mrpl9
Product: mitochondrial ribosomal protein L9
Biological process (GO): translation
Cellular component (GO): ribosome
Molecular function (GO): structural constituent of ribosome
Source: RefSeq, a predicted model, not a curated record
AGCCGAUGUGGUCCUUUUUCGUCUUCAACCAACAGCAUUCGUCACCGUUAGCAUCCGUUAGCUAACACAAAGUCACGCGCUGCAGCGACGCGGGAAUAAAUGCACGGUGCAGGCGCCUAAACCCGGACAGCAUCCACCUUUUUAGUGAUUCAUUUGAGGUGGUCCCUUGGAGGUGGUGAAUCUCAGCGUCGGACGAACAUGUGGAGCUCAGGCCGUCGUGUCCUUCAGGAUCUGAUGAGCCAGCCGGCUGUCAGGAGUUUCUCUCGGACUCCUCCGCAGAACACCGUUGUGGUGGAGCGCUGGUGGCAGGUGCCCUUAUCUAAAGUCGGCAGUCCGCCCAGGCUUCACCCUCGACGACACCGCGUCUACAAGUUGGUUGAAGACACCAAACUUGCUCCCAAAGAGAAGAUGGAGCUCAUCCUGACUCAGACCGUACCCAAGCUUGGCGGGCGAGGAGACACUGUGUUUGUGAAAAAGUCCGUUGGAAGAAAUAAGCUGCUGUCCCAAGGCCUCGCCGUGUAUCCAUCGCCGGACAACAAACAGAUGUUUGCCGAGGAGUUAAGACUUCUGCGUGAGGGGAAGCCAGAGGAAAGAAUCCAAACACGCACUGGACUAAUGACGGUGGAGAUCCUGAAACGCUCAAAGUUGAAAAUACACCAGAUGCCCCUAGAGGAGUUCCAGCUCAAUAAGGAGGUGGUCUGCAGACACUUUCAGAAGAAGCUUGGAGUUGUGGUGCCACCUCAUGCAUUGAGUCUCGCCUUUGAGUCAGUCAGAGAUGUGGGGGACUACUGGUGUGAAAUUACAGUUAAUGGAAUGGACACAGUUCGUGUCCCCAUUUCACUGUUGCCGUACGAGGACCCGUCUGCUAGUUAUCAGCGACAGUUGAAAGCAGAAAGGCAGCAAACCGAUGCCGAUGUCUCCGAACCUGCUGCUGCGGUGGAGGUGGGAGCGGCUGUUGAUGAUGAUGAUGCUGCGGUGGAGGUGGGAGCAGCUGUGGGUGGUGUUCCUGAUGCUGCAGUAGAAGCUGAAGCAGGUAAAGACUCUGUGAGGCCAGUCAGUGGAGCUGCAGAAGAGGAAACGGCAGCUCGUCCAGAGACACCACAGCGCGAAGUAACAGCUCGAAAAAAGACUAAUGGACCACAGUGAUUUACUCAUAAUACAAUUAUACAUGAAUCUAAA